AUGAGCAAAGACAGAACUUCCUUAUUCUGUAGGUUGAAUGAUUACAAGCCCUUAAAGAACACAUCAGGAAGCAUCAAGGAUGAAAAAGAUUCUCAGAACUUGAUGUUAGAAAAAACCAAAGAAGAGGAGUCUUUAAGAAAUUCCAGCUUGGUUUUAGGAGCAAGAAAAAUGCCAGGGCCAAUGGAGCGAUGUGAUAAACUGGAUAUGUCAGCUGUGAUCACAUUGGAGUCAGCUUUGGACAGAGAGCAAAUUUCCAGAAAGAUCCUUCCAGAGGCUGUGCCAGUCACUCUAAACCGUAAAACGAAAGCCAGAGAGAAGUACCAAUCUGACCUGUGGUUAGAAAUUGAACACCCGAAUAAAGGUUUUGGGCUACAAGACCCAAGUUCAUCUUCCUUGGCACUUUUUAAUACAACUUCUAAUGCCAUGGCUCAGUGUGAAGGUGAUCCAGUUGACAAUAUAUUUGAACAGAAUCUAAAGAUCAAGUUUUACAUCAGUUCUGGGUCCACAUCUCCAUCUUCGUAUAGUGGAGACGAAGCAGACACAGUGAAGAUCACAGAUUCUUCUCACCUUCCAGUUCACACACCAACAAUAAAGAGAAAGGAAUUUCAUAGUAGAAUCCUCUUUCCAACUAAGCAUAAGGCCCACCGGUUUUUCCUCACAUCCUUCACCGCUCCCACCAAGUGUCACCAGUGCACGUCUCUGAUGGUGGGUUUGAUAAGACAAGGCUGCACCUGUGACGCAUGUGGGUUCUCAUGUCACACAGCCUGUGUAGAAAAAGCUCCAAGAGCUUGCCCAGUGCCUUUUCAUCAGAAAGAAUGUGCCUUCUGUCUAGACCCACAGAAAGGCUUGGGAACAGCCUAUGAAGGCCAUGUCUGGAUUCCAAAGAAAGCAGGCAUGAAAAAAGGAUGGCAGAGGGCAUUGGCCAUAGUUUGUGACUUCAAACUCUUCCUAUAUGAUAUGAAUGAAGAAGACUCAAAACCCAAUGUUGUAGUGAGUCAAGUAAUUGACAUGAGGGAUGGAGCUUUUUCUGUCAGUUCAGUCUGGCCCUCUGAUUUUGUUCCUGCAAGGAGAAAGGAAAUGCCUCGUAUGUUUAAGGUCACAGCUUUCCAGCUCUCAGCACCUAGUAAUAGAUAUUCAAUCCCAAUCUUAGCAGAUAGCGAGAAUAAGAAGAGUGAGUGGGUGGGUGUGCUGAGUGAAUUGCACAAGAUAUUGAGAAAAAGUCAUUCCAGAGACCGGUCAAUCUAUGUUCUGAAAGAGGCUUAUGACAGCAAUCUACCCCUGAUCAAAACCACCCAGACAGCUGCAAUCAUAGAUCACAAAAGAAUUGCUCUGGGAAAUGAAGAAGGGUUAUUUGUUGUCCACGUUAUCAUAGAUGAAAUUAUUCGUGUCGGUGACAUAAAGAAGAUUCACCAAAUUGAGCUUAUCCCCCAUGGCCAGAUGGUCGCAGUGAUCUCAGGGCGAAGUCACCACGUGCAGCUAUUUCCCAUGUCAGUUCUGGAUGGAGGAAAGACUGGUAGUCACAAGCUGGCGGAAACCAAAGGCUGCCACACCAUGACUUCUGGAACAGUGUGCCAAGGGGCCCACACAUGCCUCUGUGUGGCUAGGAAAAGCCAAGUCUUCUGUUACGAGCUGUUUCAGAGCAAUAAAAUUUCUCACAGAAAAUAUAAAGAACUCCAGAUCCCAACCACUGUCCAGUGGAUGGGCAUCUUCAAUGAACAGCUCUGUGUAGGAUUUCAGUCAGGAUUCCUCAGAUUCCCCUUGAGGAGAGAAGGCGUUCCAUACAGGAUGCUGCACUUCCAUGACCCUACACUGUCAUUUAUCGCUCAUCAACCAGUGGAUGCUCUCUGUGCAGUUGAGAUCUCUAGUAUUGAGUAUCUGUUAUGUUUCAAGAGCAUCGGAAUUUACACUGACAGCAGGGGCCUCAGAUCUAGGCCAGUUGAACUGAUGUGGCCAGCACCUCCAACUUAUUGCUGUUACAAUGCCCCAUAUCUCUCAGUGUACAGUGAAAACGCAGUGGACAUCUUUGAUGUGAACACCAUGGACUGGAUGCAGACCAUCCCCCUCAAGAAGGUUCGACCCUUGAAUAGUGAAGGAUCCCUAAAUAUUUUUCUUUUGGAGACAGUUAGAUUAAUAUAUUUCAAAAAUAAGACAAAUGGAGAGGAGCUGGUAUCUUCUGAAACACCAGAUAAUCAAGAGAAGCAAAUGGUUCAGCACCUUAGCAGCAAGCGGCGUUAUUCCUUCAGGGUUCCCAGAGCAAAAGCAAUGCUACCAAAGGGGCUGUGA
Messenger RNA from Rangifer tarandus platyrhynchus (Svalbard reindeer), 2283 nucleotides. The record is from the annotation of a GenBank genome assembly. NCBI's taxonomy places the organism in Eukaryota, Metazoa, Chordata, Mammalia, Artiodactyla, Cervidae.